Molecule: messenger RNA, 1140 nt
Organism: Closterium sp. NIES-65
Lineage: Eukaryota; Viridiplantae; Streptophyta; Zygnematophyceae; Desmidiales; Closteriaceae
Source: the annotation of a GenBank genome assembly
AUGCUACUACCCUGUUAUCACCCCGCCUUCCCUCCUUUCCCUCCCUUUCCUCCCUCCACUCCCUCUUCUCAUCCCCUCUCCCAACAACCCUCACUCAUCUCCCGCGGCUGCACCCCCUGCGUCCAACCCUCUCCGGCCUUCGCUGGCAGUCAAGCUGUUCCGCAGGCGCUGGCGGCAUGGGGGCAGCUUGGGGGCGGCUGGCAGGCGUGGUCGGGCAGCAGUGACUGCUCAACCGUGCAGGGCGUCACGUGCGACGCUCAUGGCAAGGCAACGUUGUCUCCCUGGUACGUGAGGCAUGUGAGUGCUGCUCCAGCGCAUGUGAGUGCUGCUCCAGCGCAUGUGAGUGCUGCUCCAGCGCAUGUGAGUGCUGCUCCAGGGCAUGUGAGUGCUACUCCAGCGCAUGUGAAUGCUGCUCCAGCGCAUGUGAAUGCUGCUCCAGCGCAUGUGAGUGCUGCUCCAGCGCAUGUGAGUGCUGCUCCAGCGCAUGUGAGUGCUGCUCCAGCGCAUGUGAGUGCUGCUCCAGCGCAUGUGAGUGCUGCUCCAGCGCAUGUGAGUGCUGCUCCAGCGCAUGUGAGUGCUGCUCCAGCGCAUGUGAGUGCUGCUCCAGCGCAUGUGAGUGCUGCUCCAGCGCAUGUGAGUGCUGCUCCAGCGCAUGUGAGUGCUGCUCCAGCGCAUGUGAGUGCUGCUCCAGCGCAUGUGAGUGCUGCUCCAGCGCAUGUGAGUGCUGCUCCAGCGCAUGUGAGUGCUACUCCAGCGCAUGUGAGUGCUGCUCCAACGCAUGUGAGUGCUGCUCCAGCGCAUGUGAGUGCUGCUCCAGCGCAUGUGAGUGCUGCUCCAGCGCAUGUGAGUGCUGCUCCAGCGCAUGUGAGUGCUGCUCCAGCGCAUGUGAGUGCUGCUCCAGCGCAUGUGAGUGCUACUCCAGCGUAUGUGAGUGCUGCUCCAGCGCAUGUGAGUGCUGCUCCAGCGCAUGUGAGUGCUACUCCAGCGCAUGUGAAUGCUGCUCCAGCGCAUGUGAGUGCUGCUCCAGCACAUUGCGGCAGAUGGGACGCACCAUCAACGUCUCAGCCAUCCCUCUCCUCACCUCAGUACAUUGCCCCAUCUGUAGUCCUUCCACGUCUCCCCUCCCUCUCCCUCUCCUAA